Neltuma alba is the source of this 832-nucleotide messenger RNA. Its product is annotated as auxin-responsive protein SAUR50-like. The record is from RefSeq and is a predicted model, not a curated record. The coding region runs from base 30 to 506 and encodes 158 amino acids. Gene Ontology annotation, biological process: response to auxin. NCBI's taxonomy places the organism in Eukaryota, Viridiplantae, Streptophyta, Magnoliopsida, Fabales, Fabaceae. The transcript has a single exon.
UGCACACACCACUACUAUUUUAUUAUAUCAUGGCCAAGUACAAAAACAACAACAACAUCAUCAAGGACAGCAAGAAGAAAGGUGGGGGGGUGAAGCUAAAGAUUAUAAUUGAAAAGCUGCAGAAAAGUCUGUUACUUGGAAAGAGAUGGUCAAGUUCUUAUGACGUCCCAGAAGAUGUGAAAGAAGGCCAUUUUGCAGUGAUAGCUGAGGAUGGUGAGGGGCCAAAGAGAUUUGUGGUACCACUAAGAUGUUUGACCCACCCUACGUUUUUGAGGCUAUUGGAGCAAGCGGCCGAAGAGUACGGGUUUGAUCAGGAAGGUGCAAUUAGUAUUCCUUGCAGGCCCAGUGAGCUUGAGAGCAUAUUAUCGGAGCCAUGGCUUAAAGAAGGAGAAGAAGCUUAUGAAAAUUCUGGAGUUAGCUGGAAGUCUGGAACUCUCGUCAAGCCAUGCUUCGAAGCUCCUGCAUAUGAUACCAACAUGAAGAAACGGUUUUGCCAGUCUAGCUAAUCUUUUGUUAUGUCCAGUUUGAAUGAUUUAUUUUUCUAGAGUGAAAUCCAUCCAUCUGGUAGCUAGGCGUUGUCAACAUAUGACAUAUAGUACUGAAACCGAUGCAGUUUACUCAGAAGGGUUAGACAAGAUUAAUUUUGAGACGCAGUAUAUCUCAUUAUCAGUCUCGUCCAUUAUCUGUAAAAUUCAUGAUUAGCUAUGGGAGUAAAAUCUAGGCAAUCUACUUUUGGAACAAAGCUAGCCCUGUCUGCGAUAUCUCCUGUAACAGACUAUAUUACAGAAAAGAUGAUGCAAAGAUAUUAGAAUCAACAAGUUUUACAGAUUUA